Messenger RNA from Prorocentrum cordatum, 1339 nucleotides. NCBI's taxonomy places the organism in Eukaryota, Dinophyceae, Prorocentrales, Prorocentraceae. The record is from the annotation of a GenBank genome assembly.
AGCCUGUCUUCGGCUCAGAACGGGCGGAUCACCGCAUGCUUUCCCCAGGUUCCGCUGCGGUGUUUCCGGCCUUGAGCUUGGCGCUGCUCGCGGGGCUAGGGUGGCGUCUGUCUCCUCCGCCUCUGGUGCCUGAGCCGCUGCCUGUGUCUCCAGCGUGGCUCGAGGAGGUCGCGGAGGCCUGUGAGGCGGCCUCCUCCGCCGCCCUGUACGCCGAGUCGGCAGCUCGGGCGGCGCUCGACGUGGCAGCCUCGCCGCCGCCCCCUCCGCCUCCGCUGGCGGACUGCGAGCCCUGCGUGUGCCCGGAGCAGCAGGGUGACGACGAGCUGAGAGCUCUGGUGGUGCACGUGCUCGUGGGUCUUCUCACGCCAGUGUGGCUCUGGUUGACGGAUCGUUGCUGCAGCAACCCGAAUCGCCCAGGCCUCCGACGACAUGCUGGGCCGCCGCGGGCGCCGGGCACCCCUGCCCCCGUUGCCCGCGGGGGAGGCGUGGUGCGCUGACCUGCCCUGCGGGGCUCGCGCCAAGGUGAGCUACCUCGGCGACCUCGUGGAUCACGAGCGGGUCGUCGUUUGGCCGUCGAGGCGCGAGGAGGACGGGGAGGUUGUCGACUCGCACCUGUACUGGGUGCUCUCGCCGGACGGGGACCUGUGGGAGGAGCUUCUCUCUGGAGCCUCCCCGGCCGACGGCCCCUCUGGCGGUGAGCGCCCGGCAGCCGGCGCCGCUCCUCCCGCGGGAGACCGUAAGCUCUACGGCUUCAGAGAGAGGCUCACGCUGAAUCGGCUGGUGGAGCUGGCGGAGGAGUGCAGGGCUGCGAUGGAGGCUCGCGGGCAGACGCUCGCGGAGGCGCCGGCCAGGAUCGAGCUCCCGUCGGGCGUCCUGCUGAACAUUGGCGAGGUGUUCCCGUGGGCCCCCCCGCCGCGCGCGUGAGUCGAAAGGUAUAUUCCCAGCCAGGUGACCUCUGCUACGCGCGCGUUGCGGCCAGCCCUCACCGUAACCAUUAGGCUCGAGUCAGAGAAUCAAGCUUUGUUUCACACGUACUGGAAAAGAUCUCUCCUACAUCCCAUUCCUAUUCUCAACUUUGGUAGCGGAGCGGGGGACUAAGAUCCUUCGCUUCUUGGACGCUACCGCUCGCCUUCGUGCGAGCACCACUGUACAGCCACUCCGCAGAACAACAUGUCGGCACCACCGCCGACUGCAGCUGCUCCUUCGGGGACGGUGUACGGCAGCACCAGCCUGAAGGUGCCUCCAAGAUGGGACCCGGGGACGGCGUCCACGUACCCUUUCCGCAAAUGGGUACAAGAUGUGAUGCUGUGGUCGAUGGUCACAGACCUCCCGAUCAACC